Molecule: messenger RNA, 957 nt
Organism: Amaranthus tricolor (Joseph's coat)
Lineage: Eukaryota; Viridiplantae; Streptophyta; Magnoliopsida; Caryophyllales; Amaranthaceae
Product: prefoldin subunit 3
Exons: 6
Coding region: 127-702 (191 amino acids)
Biological process (GO): protein folding; tubulin complex assembly; microtubule-based process
Cellular component (GO): prefoldin complex; cytoplasm
Molecular function (GO): tubulin binding
Source: RefSeq, a predicted model, not a curated record
CUUCCUCCCUUGACCGUUUACAGAAAAAUUUCCCCAUCGAAAUUACUCGGAGUAGCAAACCUCCAGAAAACCCUUACUUUCUCUCUCUAAAUCACUCCAAUCUUUCUCUCUCCAUCACUUGCAGCAAUGGGGGAACCAUCUUCUUCGUCUUCGGAGGUGAGUGUAAGAAGAGGAAUACCAGCCGCAUCAUUUGUGGAAGAUGUUCAAACUUACCUUCAUCAAUCUGAUCUCGAUGUUAAUUCUGCUCUCGCUUUUCUUCAAGAAAGGCUUCAACAAUACAAGUUAGUUGAGAUGAAACUCCUUGCACAACAAAGAGAUCUUCAGGCUAAGAUUCCUGAUAUAGAGAAGUGUUUGGACAUUGUUGCUACAUUGCAAGCAAGGAGGGGUUCUGGUGAGCCAUUACUAGCUGAUUUUGAAGUCUCUGAAGGCAUAUUUUCACGAGCUUGUAUUGAGGAUGCAGAUUCAGUGUGCCUAUGGCUUGGGGCAAAUGUGAUGCUUGAGUAUUCGUCUGAAGAGGCUAACACUCUUUUACAAAAUAACCUGGAAAAUGCUAAAGCCAGUUUAGAUGUGUUGGUCGGUGAUCUACAAUUUUUGAGGGAUCAAGUGACAAUUACUCAGGUUACAAUUGCUCGGAUUUACAAUUGGGAUGUUCAUCAACGUAGACGACAAGUAGCUGGUACUUCUUCCGACAAAGAUUCAUGAAACAGUCGCUGGCAACCCGCGUUAAUUGGGUGUCUUGUGCAUGUACUGUAUGUUUCUUUCAAAACGUAUUUAUAUUUACUUGGAACAAUAGUCUUGCUUUGCACUUUACCUCCAUAUUUUAGUUUAUUCAUAGUAUUGUUGUGGAAUAGUCAAAUCUUUCAAUUGGCAGGAGUUGAUUUGAGCUGUUGAAUUAUGAUUGUGAAAUUUUGUUAAGGUUGAAAAUUUACAUUAAUCUUAUUAUUCUUUUUUAUUAAG